Molecule: messenger RNA, 3090 nt
Organism: Diutina rugosa
Lineage: Eukaryota; Fungi; Ascomycota; Pichiomycetes; Serinales; Debaryomycetaceae
Exons: 1
Coding region: 1-3090 (1029 amino acids)
Biological process (GO): regulation of DNA-templated transcription; DNA-templated transcription
Molecular function (GO): zinc ion binding; DNA binding; DNA-binding transcription factor activity, RNA polymerase II-specific
Source: RefSeq, a predicted model, not a curated record
AUGGAAUCAGGCACCCUGAUGUUACUGCCACUCACUCGCCCCCGGUCCCAGCUGCUGGUGCUCCCGACUUUCUCCCCGCCCCCGCCGCCCGCCGCUAACGAUCAUCAGCAUAACCCUGCCUCCCCCAAGCUGGGGUCAGUCUCCCAUGACCCCCAGUCGAGACUGCUGCUUGCCGAGCUUAAGGUGUUAGCCGAUGGCCAGGUGAUGAAAGUACAAAAGAGCCGCCAGCGACGGAUCCACCUGUGUGUCUACUGCCACUCGAAGAAGAUCAAGUGUCUGCGGGACCAGCCCGUGUGCCGCAAAUGUGAACAGAUCGGCAUCGAGUGCAAGUAUUUUAUCAAUGAACGCGUCAGCCGGGGCGGCAAGAAGAGUGCCCGGCGCCAGCUGGCGGUGUCCGACGGCCUGGGUCUGGAGCUGGCUCCCUCGGUCCAGCUGUCGGUGGCGGUGCCCUCGGCCCAGCAGGCCCACCCCGACAUGCCGCUGGACCUGGUGUCGUCGAUUCCGAGCGACGCAGGCGUCACUCUGGACGGGUCGGCUUUGGCGAAGCUGCCGACGAUGAAACAGGAAGACCACCAUUUCGCCAAGGAGCCGCUGCCGCCAAUCUCGGAACUUCCGUUCUUCUCGUUUAUGGCCACCCCUGAACUGAGCGGUCCCGCGUCAAACCCCGCUAACGGCGUCGAUAAACGUGGUGUCAUCGGUACCCCGCAGAUGACGACGUUACAGAUCCCCAUCAUGAACCAACUGCUGAAUAAUAUGACUAAUAACUACUUCAAGACCAACUACUCCCAGGCUCCCAACGAAGAAGGUUUUGCGUUUAAUCUCGCCUCGUUUGCGUUCCUGGGCGAGUUCAAUCUGCCUCUGGAGGCGCAGGCGCCACCAGCGCCCCAGCCACCAACGCUGGCCCCUACUCUGAAUCCACAACCGUCGUCGAAGCUGUCAGGUACUAAUAAGGACUCGCUGUACUUUAAUCGCGGUGUCAACAACUUCUUUGACCUGGCUCCGGGUACGGUGGCUCAAGUGCCUCAGGCAGCAGCUCCAUCAGCACCGUUGCUGAGCUCAUUGAACCCUUAUCUGCUGAACCCAGCGACCCUGGUUAACUACCUUUACGGUUCCAAUACUAAUUACCGCAACGAUAACUUGGUGGAUGAACUCAAUGACUACCUCCCCAUCCUGGCGGAGCGGCUGCGAGAGCUUGUUGAUCGUUACGUGAACCUGGUCCAUAUCUUGCUUCCGAUUGUUGCCAACCUUGACGCCUUUUGCCAGGAGCACGAGCGUUAUUGGCGGCUUCAAGCGAGAAAUACGCGGAGUCUGCGGGCGCUGCUGCUGGUGGGACUGCUGCCGGGAGACAGCGACGAGUUCAACUACCUUGAAUUCUACUCGCUCUACUUCCCCAUCAUGUACGCGCUGACGAUCCUGGAGUUUGAAGAGUAUGACAAUUUGUUGCUCAACCAGGACAUCGACAAAUACCUCAAAGCGUUCAACAAGGUGUGUCAAUAUUAUAACUACCCUCACGGGCUCAAGACGAUCGGAUUGCUCCUUGGUAAUGUCAUCAUUCAACUGACCCUGCCUAACCCUCUGACAAUGGAAAUGCUGCAAAUCAUCCGGUACGCUAAGUUCUUGCAGUUGCACAAAGACCCUGAAAUUACCCUUCGCAUCGGUAAUCCAGAAGUAGUUAAGUUCCGUCGUUUGCUCUGGUGGGUUAUCUUUGGUCUCGAUGCUCUUACAUCACAUAAUUUCUGUCUCCCUCCCGUUUGCCGUAUGGAUGAUUUUAAUGUGAGAAUGCCUGAGGAUGAGGAAGAAUCGAUUAACGCUCUCGGCAUUAAGGAAAAGCGGCUCAACCUCGGUAUACUUCUGAUGAAUGUUAAAUUUACCUAUGAUCGUAUAUUGCUGGAACUUGUCUACCAUUUGCACAAUGGGCUUUCAUCAAACAUUACCCUGUCACAAGUGAAUGACAUCAAGGACAUGAUUUUGAGCCUUUUUCGUCACAUCCACAAUCUGGUAUACCGCAUGAAUCAGUCUAUUAAGCUCCACCCUCCUGAAACCGUCCAUGAAAUGAACUUGAUCAAUUUCUUAACCAAUCACCUGUGGCUGUUUGUUGAUAGAGCUACUAUGUUGCUUCAUAAGAAGAUUCUUAUGGGUGAUGUCCAGAAACGUGAUUAUGCUGGAGGUCUCUUCGCUGACCUGCCUCAAUCCCUUGUGGGUGGAGGUGCAAACUCGAAGGACCUGUCAUCAUCGCAACUGGCACUUCUGCUUUCGAAGUACGAGGACACAUUUGGUCACUUGGCCGAGGCAAAUAUCAUCAAGAACUUCAACAACAGUCUGAUACUGCAACUCAAAUUCAACCAGCAGGAAGACUUCACUUAUGAGAACAUGCACAACAACUUGAUUCCACUGAUAUUGCACAACCUUAAUGACUUCCUCAAGUAUAACGAUUUUAUCAAGUUUGGCCGGUACAAUUGGUACGUGAAGCGGACGAUCCCCCUUGACCUGAUCAUCCUCAUGUUUGUCAUCAUUGCGGUGAAGUUCAAGUAUGAGUUUAUGCAAAUGGCGGAACUUUGUGUCUACGUGAAACUCAUCAAUAAGGCGCUUUUCAUUCUCAACCGGAAAUGGUUCAAGAACGAAAAGUACAAGCGGAUGUUGCUGCUUACGAACUUGACGUGGGAGUACAUUUUGAAGCGCUAUCAAGUGUUGCCACUCAUCCUGCAAUUCAACGACACCCACAAGUUGGGUGAUUUGAGUGAAUACUAUGAUUUUAGUGUCACGAGCUAUCUCAACUUAAACGAGUUGUUUGACGUCAUGGAUGUGCCUCAGCCGACAUUACCACCAACAUUUGGGUUUAAUGGGUCAAAGUAUGGCAUGAUCCAACUGGACCGUAACGUUGACCCCGAGAACUUAAUGCCCGUGAUGCAAGCGAACCAGCUUGCCCGAAUCAUCCCGUUGCUGCUAGACGUGAAGGCAGAAUUGAGCCAGCUCAAUGAGAAGAUCUACUACGACUUGCGCAACAACUUUGUCGAUAUCAACGACUACUGUGCGUUCUACACCAGCUUAGAACACAUUUUGCACGAAUUGAUGGAUUACAUAAAUCUGUGA